CAAAGAUGUCAGACAAAGAUCUGGAUGCCAUUAUCCAGGUGACCCAACAGGUGGUGGGCAAGUUCAUCAAGAAGCCUCCACUCACCGAGAAGCUGCUAAAGAAGCCCCCAUUCCGCUUCCUCAUGGAUGUCUUUAACAAUGUAAGUGGUUCUAUCAAAACCCCGAAAUCCUGCUUAAUGGCUCACCAGUUUAUCAAGCAAACCGGCAAGUUUGAUGGCUUGUACACCUCGGAGGAGCAGGAGUUUGAAAACAUAGCGUCGCGGGAGGAUAAGAUACGAUUCCUGCAAAAGAUGAUUGAUGCAGUCAAACUCACCACCAAGCAAGACCUCAAGGUGCGCACCUCCAAGAUAGUGGCUGGCCAGGAGCCAGAGCUCACCAAUGAGCUGCUCCAGGCAAUGGCCAGUGUGGCCGAGAAGAACCUAGACUGGGACAGCGCCGUCGACCAGGUGGUGAUUGCCCACAGCAAAACCCCCAUCGCCCUGCCGAAACCCUCGAAAGAGACCAAGACCUCCAGCAAGAAUCCCUCCCCUGCCAAUGGCAAGGAGGAGGAAUCAAAGCGGCGCAAAGAAAAGCGGACAUCGCCACAGGAGCAGAAGCUGCGUAAGACCACCACCGAGCCAGGAUCUCGGUCCACACCCACUGACAAGGAAAAGGACAAGACCAAGGCAGCCUCAAAGAAGGCGAAGAUACCGGGAGCUGAACCCAAACUCAGUCGGCAGGGUUCCAAACAGAAGAGUCCCUCGCCUGUCAAGCUUAAGUCCAAGGGCAACAAAGCCCAGCUCUCCACGGAAAGCGACAAUCCCAGCAUGUCCCUGUCGCCACCAAUGCCAGCCAAGCAUCCUGCAGCUCCUGAAACAGUUCCUACCGUAGUACCCAAAGAGUCAAAGGCAGAGCCUAGCCAGGAAGCAGCUGCACCUCCACCUCCCACUUUAUCUCCACCCACAGAGGCACCAGAGAGUAGGAAAUCCUCCGCCCAGCGUCGCAGUUCCGCCUCCUCAAACCGGAGUCGCCGCUCUAGUGGCACCCAAAGGCAGCCGGAGCCCAGUCCCACUGAAAUCCCAUCCCAGCCAGCUCUGCCGAAGGCUGAGGCCAAUCCUCCAGCAGAUUCCAACAACAACACUAGCGGUGAGCUGAAGCGGGAACUUACCAUGUCCAGGGAAAAUUCAAAGGAAUCAAAUCAGCGACCUAGGACCUCGCUGAGACCACCCUCUGCACGUCCUGCCUCCGCCCGUCCUGGUGCUCCGCGACGUCGCAAUGUGGAGAUCGUAUUGCAGCCCAAUGACCAGAUCAAGAUGUCAGGCAUCAAUGUGAAGCUGGAAACCUUCGGGGACCUGGACGAUGAUGGCGAGAACUUGGUGAUUAUUGAAGAUGCCAACUCUCACGAUAUUGUAGAGGGCAAUAAGGCAGAAGAUCCUUCGCUGGAGGGUCCGCUAGAUGCCCAGCAGGGUCGAUUGGUCCAGCAGAUCCUGGAGACCCAGAAGGAGUUGGUUCACCAAAACGCCGAGGUAGUGGAACCGUCUCCCUCGUCGGCGACCGUUCGCCAGAGUUCUGCCCGCCAGGUGAACGAUCUGCGUGAUGUGAUCCAGAGCCUGACGAAGGCAGUGAAUCCGCUGGGCAAGCUGCUGGACUUUAUACCCGAGGACAUUGAUGCAAUGCAACUGGAGCUGACCAUGUGGCGUGACACCUACACCCAGGCUGCCAUAGAGCUGAAAAGAGAGCGGAGCCUCACAGCCUCGGCCACGGAGCCCAUGAAGCACCAGUUGCAACAGAUCGAGGCAAGCAUUGUGGAGUACCAGGAGCUGGUCGAUGAGAGUCGCCACAAGAUACUGCAGAACAAUGCACGCAUCCUCAAGAUGCUGAUGGAGCAGUAGCUGAUUAGAAAGCCUAAAUAUUAAAGU
Messenger RNA from Drosophila kikkawai, 1898 nucleotides. RefSeq names its product intraflagellar transport 54 (gene IFT54). Gene Ontology annotation, cellular component: intraciliary transport particle B; axoneme; ciliary basal body. The record is from RefSeq and is a predicted model, not a curated record. NCBI's taxonomy places the organism in Eukaryota, Metazoa, Arthropoda, Insecta, Diptera, Drosophilidae. Gene Ontology annotation, molecular function: microtubule binding. Gene Ontology annotation, biological process: regulation of microtubule cytoskeleton organization; cilium assembly; intraciliary transport.